This is a messenger RNA of Panthera uncia (snow leopard), 10794 nucleotides long. RefSeq names its product NEDD4 like E3 ubiquitin protein ligase (gene NEDD4L). The transcript has 27 exons. Lineage: Eukaryota; Metazoa; Chordata; Mammalia; Carnivora; Felidae. Gene Ontology annotation, molecular function: ubiquitin protein ligase activity; sodium channel inhibitor activity; protein binding. Gene Ontology annotation, biological process: ubiquitin-dependent protein catabolic process; regulation of dendrite morphogenesis. The record is from RefSeq and is a predicted model, not a curated record. The coding region runs from base 3354 to 5918 and encodes 854 amino acids.
AUGCAGUGAGGGCUGCUGCCGAUGGCCAUCCUGUCCCUGCAGCCUCAACAACCGUGGGGCCAGACCCCUUACCUGUUAACUGACCCAGACUUGUGGGUCACAGGUAUUUGAUUUGGAGAAGGACGGGGUGGAGGAGGGCAGGAAGACUGAGCAUCACGUACUUGCAACCCUGGCUGUUCAUUAGACUCACCUGGGGACAGCUGAUGGCAACAGCGACAGAGUCUCAGCUUGUCCAUCCUCUUUCUGGCACUUUCUGGACCAGCACUGGCAGCAACAACUUGUUACUUAAAGUCUUGGGCUUCUUUCCACGCUUCUUCUAAUGUUUUGUUAGAGAUUCUUUUUCAAGUCAUUGGGAACAAAAACUAACACUGGCUUUAGGUCUAGAUUUUGUUGGGAGUCUUAAAAAUAGCCCACUGAAGUGUAUUCUGUAAAUAACGCGUGAGAUUUAAGGUCCUUUUUCAGCCACUGCCGUGACCCCUGGCCAUUACAGUCUUCUGAGUCCACCUCUGAGUGUGUAAGAUGAUUACAUUUGCAUUAGAGUCUCUGGGAGGAAUAAAUGGCAUACUUGAAGAGGAUAGGCUUUACUAAUGUGGCUGAUUACGUGACUGAUAAUAAAAUCCUUACUAGAAGAUGUCAGGAGUUCCUUUUUUCCCCCCAAAAAUGACCCGAGAAGGAUUUUAGGCUGAUGCAGCUAAGGCAGGCCACACGUUGUCACGAACAAAGUGGAUCUGAACUGCACGCACGUCGCCGGCCCUGGGUAUAUCGUUGUCGGAACGUGUCGGGUGUCUAUGGUUGGGAACUUUGGUGCAGUCGUGCUAGGGCAUUUUCAUCCGGUAGACCAUGUCCUGCAAUUGCUCAAACAUUUCUGUGUAGAGGAACUUUGUUUUUUUUCCCUGGAGAGUAUUUAUUUCUCAGUGCCAGGGUCCAGGCUGGCUGUGCUACCCGAGGCCUGCCAGACAUGCAGCCAGGUCAGAAGAGAGGGAGUUCAUGACAGGUCUGGGUAAGAACCCUUGUUGAGAAGCAAAGGUACUUGGCUUUGGAAGGCGAAGCAUGUUAGCCUUGGCUUCUCUGGGCCCACUCUGUCCUUGGGGGCUUUGAUCUGAACACUCUAAUCUGGUGGGAAAGGAAUGAAAAAAAUGCUUUCCAGCUAGAAGCAACAAAUAAAAUCGAGGAUGGUAAUUCUGGAAAAAUCGCCGAGGUGGCAGUGAAAGGCAAGCUCUAGCCUGAAUGUCAGGAGCUCGGUUCCCCGGGGAGGGAUGCACGGGGUGUGUGGUUGGAGUGGGUGCUCUGGGGCAAGACUGUGUCCCGUCAGAGGAGGCUGGUAGCAGUGAAAAGGCCGUCGGCCAGGCAACGUGGUAGAUCCUGACUUGUAAUGUGACCGUUCAUCCCUUUCUAGUAGGUAGUUGCCAGAUACUAAUGGCUGGGUAGGUCCUCGGUUACGUUUGCAUCUAUGGCCUGCCCUCGGGUGGGUAUAAAUGAAGUAAUUAAGACCCGUGGCUUUCAGACUCGGCUCCCAAGGUUGCUUCUAAGGGUCUGCAAAAAUUAACCUGAAUUUCAUUUUUUAUUAUCAUUAACCUUGAGCAACUAUGAAGAUGGGUAUCCUACAUUAAAAUAUAUAAAAUGUAUAAUGAUAAAAUAUCCUAGGAGUAUGUUUUAUAUGUUGAGAUUCUGUAUGUGCUAUUUGAAAUCCAUUGGUAUGUAUAUUCUGCUCGCCUAUUUUUAACUACUUCUGGGCCACUGUGAUGUUUUAACUGGUUGGAUUAGCUGGGUGGGUUGUGAUCAAAAACUUCCAAUUUGUCUAAGCACUCCUGGAGGUCCGUGGUCUACUUUGAAAAACCUUAGUCUAAGAAAUGUUGCACAGUGCCUCCUAAAAACUGGCAACUUCGGAAAUAUUUUCUCCCUAGCUUUUACUUUCAGUUGCAGUGUUGUUGGCCUUUUUUUUUUUUUUUUUAAUGACUAAAAAAUGUUGAAGUGUGUCUGUAAUCCCAUGUGGUUCUUUGAUAGCAUUGAACCUCAGGUAGACCUAAAAAGUUCACAGGCUCUCUCUUCGUUGGAAACCUGUGUAUUGCACAACUACCCGCGUCUAAUGUAGUCAUUUCUGGAGUUUGGGGUCUGACUUCUGACCAAAGCCAAUUGAAGAUGAGACACUUGGGACGUACCAUGGGGCGCCUGGGUGGUUCAGUCCGUUAAGCAUCCAACUUCGGCUCAGGUCACGAUCUCACAGUUUGUGAGUUUGAGCUCCGUGCCAGGCUCUGUGCUGACAGCUCAGAGCCUGGAGCCUGCUUCGGAUUCUGUGUCUCUCUGCCCGGCCACCACUUACUUGUCUGCACUCACUCGCUCUCUCAAACAUAAAUAAAUAAACAUUAAAAAUAAAAAAAAAUAAAAAAGGAACUUUGGAUGCAUCUUAACUCUUUUUCUACAUCGUGUCAAGGCCUUGCUCAUUCUGCCUCUCCCAUCUCCCCCCCCCCCCCACUCCCCACCACUGCUGUGGCCAGGUUCCUAUCUGGGACAGUAGUUUCCUAACUGGUGAGACUCCUGAUCACCUCUAGACUGACUCCUCUCAUCCAUCUUGCACACUGUAGCCCAGGAGUGUGGUCUUCUGAACUGUAAACAUCGGCUCACGUUUUGCUGCAACCCCAGAGUGGCGGUCUCUUAUCACUGCAAUAAAUCUGUUUGCAUUUCCCACCUUGUGGGGCUCGGCUCCCCUGUCCCCACAGACAUCCUCUGAUAGAGCAUACUUCUUUCCACCCAUAUUCCCCCCCGGCCUCUCUGCUCAGGAUGCCCUCCCUCCCCUUUUGCUCAGUCCCCCACUAACGGGACCCUUGUCCCUUCAGUGGGCCCCACUCCUCCCUCCACCCACCCCACUGAUGUUUGCAAAUCUGUCUUCUCUCAAACGAAGUUGAAAAUGUUUCAACGUGAAGUUGGAGGUUUUCGGAAUGAACUGUUCACACGGUGACUCUAUAUUUGGCUUCUUUCACUCUAAGAAACGUUUGUUAAUUUGUAGUUAAGGUGAGGGAGUCCAAGGGGAUGCUCCCCCCCCCCCCAACCCCCGCCCCGGCUGAGAGCUUCCGGUCUAAGGGGAGAGGCGGGCAGGACAGCGUGUACUCAUCAAAGUAGUGAACGUUCAAAGCCGGAGGAAGAUGGGGCUAAAAGCUGUGGAGUCUCACAACUGAGGAAAAGCCGACGGGCUGCGGAGGAAGAGAGGUGUGAAUGGAUCUGGAAGAGCGCACGGGACUUAGACGCACGGAGAGGGCGUUCUAGCAAGAGGCGUGGAGACAAAAUCGCAGACCCGAGACGACUUCCUGGGACAGGUGGACAUACCCCUGAAUCAUCUCCCGACCGAAGAUCCGACCAUGGAGCGACCCUAUACAUUUAAGGAUUUUCUCCUUAGACCAAGAAGUCAUAAAUCUCGAGUUAAGGGAUUUUUGCGAUUGAAAAUGGCCUAUAUGCCAAAAAAUGGAGGUCAAGAUGAAGAAAACAGUGAGCAGAGAGAGGACAUGGAGCACGGCUGGGAGGUCGUGGACUCGAAUGACUCGGCCUCCCAGCACCAGGAGGAGCUUCCCCCGCCUCCACUGCCUCCCGGCUGGGAAGAGAAAGUGGACAAUCUGGGUCGUACCUAUUACGUCAACCACAACAACCGGACCACUCAGUGGCACCGACCAAGCUUAAUGGAUGUGGCCUCCGAGUCGGACAGCAACAUCAGGCAGAUCAACCAGGAGGCCGCGCACCGACGCUUCCGCUCGCGCAGACACAUCAGUGAGGACCUGGAGCCGGAGCCCAGCGAGGGCGGAGACGGCCCAGAGCCUUGGGAGACCAUUUCCGAGGAAGUGAACAUCACUGGAGACUCCCUCAGUCUGUCACUGCCCCCUCCGCCGUCCUCUCCAGUGUCCCGGACCAGCCCUCAGGAGCUGUCUGAGGAGCUGAGCAGAAGGCUUCAGAUCACUCCAGACUCCAAUGGGGAGCAGUUUGGUUCUUUGAUCCAAAGAGAACCGUCCUCAAGGUUGCGGUCCUGCAGCGUGACGGACACCGUUGCCGAGCAAGCUCAUCUACCACCGCCAAGUGCCCCAGCUAGGAGAGCGCGUUCAUCAACUGUCACAGGUGGUGAGGAGCCAACGCCAUCAGUGGCCUAUGCACAUACCACGCCGGGCCUACCUUCAGGCUGGGAAGAACGAAAAGAUGCUAAGGGACGCACAUACUAUGUCAAUCAUAACAAUCGAACCACAACCUGGACUCGACCUAUCAUGCAGCUCGCAGAAGAUGGUGCAUCCGGAUCCGCCACAAACAGUAACAACCACCUAAUCGAGCCUCAGAUCCGCCGGCCCCGUAGCCUCAGCUCGCCGACUGUAACCUUAUCUGCCCCACUGGAGGGUGCCAAGGAUUCACCCGUACGUCGGGCUGUGAAAGAUACCCUUUCCAAUCCACAGUCCCCACAGCCAUCACCUUACAACUCCCCUAAACCACAACACAAAGUCACACAGAGCUUCCUGCCACCCGGCUGGGAAAUGAGGAUAGCACCAAACGGCCGGCCCUUCUUCAUUGACCAUAACACAAAGACUACAACGUGGGAAGAUCCACGCCUGAAAUUUCCAGUUCAUAUGCGGUCAAAGGCCUCUUUAAACCCCAAUGACCUUGGCCCUCUUCCUCCUGGUUGGGAAGAAAGAAUUCACUUGGAUGGCCGAACGUUUUAUAUUGACCAUAAUAGCAAAAUUACUCAGUGGGAAGACCCAAGACUGCAGAAUCCAGCUAUUACUGGUCCGGCUGUUCCUUACUCCAGAGAAUUUAAGCAGAAAUAUGACUACUUUAGGAAGAAAUUAAAGAAACCUGCUGAUAUUCCGAAUAGGUUUGAGAUGAAACUUCACAGAAAUAACAUCUUUGAAGAGUCCUAUCGGAGAAUCAUGUCUGUGAAAAGACCAGAUGUCCUGAAAGCUAGACUGUGGAUCGAAUUUGAAUCGGAGAAAGGUCUUGACUAUGGGGGUGUGGCCAGAGAGUGGUUCUUCCUACUGUCCAAAGAGAUGUUCAACCCCUACUAUGGGCUUUUCGAGUACUCUGCGACGGACAACUACACGCUUCAGAUCAAUCCCAACUCAGGCCUCUGUAAUGAAGACCAUUUGUCUUACUUCACUUUUAUCGGAAGAGUUGCUGGUCUGGCAGUGUUUCACGGGAAACUUUUAGAUGGUUUCUUCAUUAGACCAUUUUACAAAAUGAUGCUGGGAAAGCAGAUAACCCUGAAUGACAUGGAAUCUGUGGAUAGUGAAUAUUACAACUCUUUGAAAUGGAUCUUGGAAAAUGAUCCCACUGAACUGGACCUCAUGUUCUGUAUCGAUGAAGAAAAUUUUGGACAGACCUAUCAAGUGGAUCUGAAGCCCAAUGGGUCAGAAAUAAUGGUAACAAAUGAAAACAAAAGGGAAUAUAUUGACUUAGUCAUCCAGUGGAGGUUUGUGAACAGGGUCCAGAAGCAAAUGAACGCCUUCUUGGAGGGAUUCACAGAGCUGCUUCCUAUUGAUUUGAUUAAAAUUUUCGAUGAAAAUGAGCUGGAGUUGCUGAUGUGCGGCCUUGGCGACGUGGACGUGAACGACUGGAGACAACAUUCUAUCUAUAAGAAUGGCUAUUGCCCAAACCACCCUGUCAUUCAGUGGUUCUGGAAGGCCGUGCUGCUCAUGGACGCGGAGAAGCGGAUCCGGCUACUGCAGUUUGUCACGGGGACGUCGCGAGUACCCAUGAAUGGGUUCGCCGAACUUUAUGGUUCCAAUGGUCCUCAGCUGUUUACAAUAGAGCAAUGGGGGAGUCCUGAAAAACUGCCCAGAGCUCACACGUGCUUUAAUCGCCUUGACUUACCUCCGUAUGAAACCUUCGAAGAUUUACGAGAGAAACUUCUCAUGGCCGUGGAAAACGCUCAAGGAUUCGAGGGGGUGGAUUAAGCUCCCCCGUCCUCGGGGUGGUUGUUCAUCGAGCGAGUCCUGCUUGCACUUUUGCAUUUGCCCAACACCUGACUUUGCAGAGACCGAGGCGGAAGAGCGGCCGCACAUGGCGGCCUGGCUCCCGGGGCGGGGCCUCCACCCGCGACUUGCCCAGGUUCAGACGCGGGAGCCCGGUCCCAGGCCGCGUUCCUGCAUUUUCCACCACGAAUUAUCAACUGGUUGAUGUGUACACUAAUAACAUUUCAGGAGGACUUAUUCUAUUUAUGUUGUGCCUCUGUAGGCAAAGCCCUUAAUAAAUAUUUUACAUACUUUAUAAUGACAAUGAAUGGGAUUAAUCACUCUACAGGUAUAGUAUUACAACUCAUGUUUACUUUUUAAAAUGAUUUAGACCGAUCUUCAGAUUUUAUUUCAUUACAAUUAAAGAUGUCUCGUGUACUUGGAAAAGUGAGCAUAUUUUUUUUGUAUUUGAAUUUCAUACCAGGUUUAAUGUCAGUGACAUUUUUAUUUUUGAAGUACUUUGACCCCCCCCCCCCCCCCCCCUCCCUAUGUUAUUAGAAUUGAAAGACUGUUGUUGUUUUUUUUUUUUUUUGGUCCAGAUACCUACGGACAAGUACUUUGAGAGAAUUUAAAAUAGAACAUUAGACAUAAUGCUACUUUUCUCCAUACUCUGAGAGAAUGGAAAACAAACUGGAUAUUACAUUUUGUGUGUGUGUGCAAAUUUAGCGUAAUAGCUCCAGGCUGAGAGAAUUGUAACAUAGCAUGACAAAUUUGGUGUUGGCUUGAAGGAAGGAACCACACCGUUAUUCCUUAGAAGUAAUUCCGUGUGCUAGAACACAUUGGAGGCAGGGUCGGACUGUCCUUUCUCAUUAGAGAAAUCACUUAACCCUCCGUGAUGCUGUACAGCCAUUCUUUCAUUACCUUUUCCAAACUCUUUGCUGUUUGUCGUAGAGACAUUUGAAUGGGCCUCGACACUCGCUUGAUUUGAAACUGUGGAAACCAGCUCUGUGUCGUGUCCCGUUUGUACGCGUUGGCUAGCGGUAGCUAAAUAACCAGUUUCUGUCCAACUGCACCAGUUCUGAAGGCACUUUAUGUCCUCCCUGGGGGUCGUAUCUGGUUUUGUUGAUGGGUGGUCGUUGUUUGUAAAUCAUAGGCAUUAAAUGUGAUGAUGAUUUCUUCUCCCUGCACACAUCUUUCUGGUGCAGUAUCUGUCCAUUGUGAAUCUGGCUGCUGGUGUAUAAAACCUGGAUGUAAAGCUGAGCCUACACACCUGUCCUCACCAAUUGUUUUGUGAUUUCUACCCCGCUAGCAAGAUUAAUUUAAUGCGCACUCCGCCUCACCGGGUUUUGUCACCUAGGACACGUUGCAUGCUUCACUACUGUGUACCGCCUUGAGUUGUGUCUGUUCUGUGCUGGAUUAAAAGUGAGCAGGAACUCUCUGACUUGGCCCCCGCGGUCGCGCUGCGAAGCUGGCGGGGCCCGGGGGGAGGGUUCCGCGCCGUCGGGAUCCUUUGGCACUUGUGAGCCUUCGUUGCGGGAUUCCGUGGUGUUUUGAGAGAAAGCCUGAGGCAGCGGGGCAGUUCAGCCCUGCUGUCCUUUUCACCUGUGUUGUUCUAAACCCCGUCGCGAGUGGGGGGACUCUAGAGAUGUGAUCCCUUGCCACUCGUAGAUAAAGACAGAAAAUUGUGGUUUCAGGGCCUCCCCGUUUGUUAUGGAAGAAGGACCUUUUGGUGUAAGAAAUUCAUUGUUCCCCAGCUCCGGGUGGCUCGUGAGAAACCAGGAACGUUUGUGGUUAUAAAUGAACUAACUGCCUUAUAGAGGUGCAGAGGUCGGAGGUGUCUGAGAGAAGAAGGAUUUCUGCAGAGCUGAGGAUUGGCUCCCCUUUCCUAUUGAUUUAAAAAUACCCAACAGUGAUCAGAGAGCUUAGAUGUCGAGUAAUCAGAAAAAAUAACAUUGCUUAUUAUUUUUAUCUACUUGUGGGAUUUUUUCCCCCCUACAGUCAAUAUAACCAGUGUCGCAUGGCAAAAAACCCCCUUUGUGUAACCCCUCACUGUCCAGAGGGCUUUCUUUUUAGACUCAUGCCAAAGCCAGUGCUUGGAUGGAUUCUGAGAGUGAUCAUGUCAUUAUAGGGGAGAAAGCCUACGAUUCUAGUUGAAGAACUGGGAUUCUGUCAUUUUGCAAACUGUAUACUCAAAAAAUCAGAAUAUUUAGUAAAUGCAAAUUAGGCAAAGUGUUAAAAAUGUGAAAGAAAAACCCAUCCUAAGCUACUUCCUGUACCAGGAACAGAUAAGAAUUAUCGAACUGGACCCCUUUGAAUACUUGAAUGACGUAUUUGUGAAUGACGGUUCAGUUCACCUGCCACUAAAUAUUGGGUUGCAGUAACGGCUGAAUAGUGCUGGGUUUGGGGUUUGUUUUUGUUUUGUUUUGCUUUUAAUCCACACACGAGGUUCCCUCGAUCUCAGCAGUUCUUGAGGCUUCACUCUGUCUAAAACAGUCCUAGAUCUUGUUUUCUCCAAGUCCUGACAACCACUGUCCCUUGCCUCCAGGACAGAGUCACAGGUGGUGGUUAAGAAAACGCACCGUUGGAACCCACAGGCCUGGCGGGGAGGGUGGGCCACCUCUUCCUGUUCCCCCUAGCAGUGGCCCUUCUCCCAAGUCCAAGGUCUCAGUCCCUCCCCCCCACCCCCACCCCCCGUUCUCUUAAAAAUUCCCCGAGUCUGGCUUGUUUUAAGUUUCCGGAAGAAGGUACCAUUAUUAUGGGUCAUUUUGCCGCAAGGUUAAGAAGCUGGUUCCAGGGCAACUGCAUGAUGGACAUGAGUUAUCACAACUACAGGAUUUCGAUCCCCGUCCCUUGUUGGCCUGAAGGCGAAUUUGGAAAGUCUGGAUUGGCUUCCCAUAGUGCGCUGCUUUUCCACCGCUGCCUCUGGAACGGGAGACAAUGAGGCAGUUGUCUGUUUCAAAGUUGUAUUCCGCUUUAACGCAUUUUCCGUUAUUGACUUUUCUAUACUCUGUACCAGAUCACAAGAAUGUAAGAUGCUUCUUUAAUUUUUGUUUACAAGGCCCUUUGGUCGAACAUGAGCUAUUCCUGAUGGUCAGAUGACAGAUGCUCCAAAGCGUCUGACAUGGGUUAUUCCUCCCACAUAAGGAUGCAGUGACAGAUUCAGAGAAAUGAUUUUGCAAAAUAUUUGAACCACUUUCUACAUCUCACAUUGUUAAAUAGACAGCGUGUACCAUUGCUGUUUGAUCUUGCCAGAUCCAGAUCGGCUCUCUUGAAAGCCACGUUCAUGUGCAGCAAAUUACUGAUUGCCCCAACAGUUACUAAUUGUUUAACACCCGACUCGAGCAUUUUCCUAAGUCUUGUAUCUCACCUCCGAACUUUCAAAAUCUAUAGACAGCGUGGGUUCGUCAAUUCCCAAGCCCCUCCCCACUGUGCUAGGCACCCUCUUUCUUUUCUGCUGACUCCACGCCUGUGUCCUGACAGGGAGAGGUCACCGCUGUCCGGUGUCAUUUCCUGCCUCGUCAGUAGGGGGUGCUGCUGUGCAGAGUAACUGUCUGGCCUGCUCCCUCCCUGGCCCCCAGGAGAUCUGAGCACUACCUCUGUCUCAUUCAGGCUUUGGGGUACAUCCUGAUAAGUCAUGUCAAAACUGCCACUUUCAGGUCUGAGAUGCGUUUUUAAAACUCCUGAUAAACUCCACUUUGUACUUUAGAUUUUAAAACUGGGAAGAAAAUGUGAUAUACUUUGGACCACUUUUUUUAAUUUAUCUAAGCCUUAAUGAAUAGUGUAUAUACACUGGCAUACACACAUCCCCACCCUGGCGUGCUUUCAGUGUGUCAGAAACAAUGCUGUAGCAUUAGGACGUGAGCUUGUAUACUGUUUUAUUUCAGGAGAGGAUCACUUUCUGUUUGUAUGAAAUUUUCCAGUAAAACUUCUCCCUAGACAUCCGUCCUUUGUGAAAGGCGUUACACGCAAAGUAACGCAUGUUUAAGGUGCGUGUCUUGUUUGUCGGUUUCACAUUUCCGAUGGGAAUCUAACGACAUUGGCGACAGACCUCUGUGUACUGCAUCCCAACCUUGUGUCAGAGCAUUGAAAGCCUUUCUGAUGACCAUAACCCUGUGUCUGCAGACAUCCGUGUUCUUGUAUAAGCCAGCUUGCCCUCUUACUCAGACUGAUUUCACCUAGAUUGUCACGGUUUCCUUCAUGUUAACUUCGCGUGACUUUGUUUUCCCUUUACUACUACUUAUGUGAUAUGUAUAUACAUACGUACGUACGUAUGCUGUCCAAAUAUAUAUGUAUAUAUUUGUAUAGCAUUUUUACACCUUUCUUGAGCAAUCUGGUUUCGAAAGGGAGUGAGAGCUUAGUCCUUCUACAGUUUUCUCCAAGCCGUGUCCUGAGAUUUCUGACCCUCGGAGCCUGAGAGCACCCCAGGAAAAUGAUGCUAAAAUGCUGUCAUUCCCUAAUUCAGGAUUUAUUACCAAAUGAAACAUGAAAACAACAGUGACUUUUAAGGUGAAAAGAGUUUCAAGCAUUCCAAAUGAAUUCUCAAUGUUUCGUAACUUUUUAUUAUAAACCCCACCUCCUAAUACAAAGCCAAGUACUAUUUGAUACAGUGACUAAAAACCAAACUACUUGGAAAUUUUUUAAAGACAACUUACGGAUAACGCUCCUUUUCACAAUCAGAAUCGCUUUAAAAUAUGGUUGAAUUUGAUAAAGGAAAAGUUUUAAGUACAAAUCCUUUUUGCUUUUCAUUUUUCUUAAGAGAUCUGAAGAGAAAUUGUAGAUUGUUUUCCUGACAGCAAAAGAGUAAUGUGACAAAAUGAAGUCGUUGUAAAGAAGUGAUACAACUUGUCAAAUAUUUAAUAAAGAAUUAUGGAAGCUGGAA